Daphnia pulicaria is the source of this 1934-nucleotide messenger RNA. Its product is annotated as solute carrier family 23 member 1-like. The transcript is spliced from 12 exons. Gene Ontology annotation, biological process: transmembrane transport. Bases 63 to 1925 code for a protein of 620 amino acids. Gene Ontology annotation, molecular function: transmembrane transporter activity. The record is from RefSeq and is a predicted model, not a curated record. Gene Ontology annotation, cellular component: membrane. NCBI's taxonomy places the organism in Eukaryota, Metazoa, Arthropoda, Branchiopoda, Diplostraca, Daphniidae.
UGCUCACAGGUAAGAGCGUCCCACUUUUCGCAGUGGCAAGUGAAUCAGUAGCAACUGGGAAAAUGGACAUGGCUGGUCAAACCAACGCGGCUCUCGAUAUCGACGAGGAGGUCGAAAUGGACCAGCAACUAGCAGAGACUCUACCGGCCAAGAAAACCGAUUUAAUCACUCGAGUUGUUGCUAGUCGACACGCGUUACUCUACUCGGUCGACGACGUUCCACCCUGGCAUCUUAGUUGUCUUUUAGGAUUUCAGCACUACUUGAUGAUGUUUGGGGGGACAAUAUCUGUGCCCUUCAUCUUGACUCCAGCCUUGUGCAUCGAAGAGAACGACCCCGUUCGCAGUGCCAUCGUCUCCACCAUCAUUUUCGUCUCGGGAAUUAUCACCCUGCUGCAAUGCACUCUGGGAGUCAGGUUGCCGAUAGUUCAAGGGGGGACGUUCGCUUUCUUGGUGCCCACAUUCGCCAUCCUCAAUCUGCCGGAAUGGAAGUGCCCGGCGCCGGGAGUCAUGGCCAACAUGACGUACGAGGAUAAAACCGAAUUGUGGCAAUUGAGAAUGAGGGAAGUUCAAGGCGCAAUUGUUGUCGCUUCAGUCUUUCAAUUCGCCAUAGGAGUCUUCGGGAUUGUUGGAUUGAUCCUGCGAUUCAUUACUCCAUUAACUAUCGCUCCUGCUAUUGUUAUGGUCGGGCUGUCUCUAUUCGGAGCGGCGGGAAACAUGGCCGGCAAACACUGGGGCAUUUCUGGACUGACAAUCUUUUUGGUCAUCGUCUUCUCUCAAUACCUUAAAAACGUCAAAUGUCCUUUGCCAACAUUCCGCAAGGGGCAAGGAUGGGGCGUGAAAAAACUCGACAUCUUCACUUUACUACCGGUUCUACUGAGCAUCGUUCUAGUUUGGACAUUGUGCGCUAUCCUGACCGUAAGCGAUGCUUUUCAGACAGGAUCGCCAGCCAGAACCGACAAUAAAAUCAACAUUCUCUACGAGGCCCCCUGGUUCCGGUUUCCCUAUCCAUGCCAAUGGGGUCUGCCGACAGUGAGCGUAGCGGCCGUGUUCGGGAUGUUGGCGGGAGUUUUGGCUUCGGCCAUCGAGAGCAUCGGAGAUUAUUACGCUUGCGCAAGAUUGGCAGGUGCACGACCACCACCGGUUCACGCAAUGAACCGAGGCAUCGCCAUCGAAGGACUCGGCUGCAUUUUGGCCGGCCUGUGGGGAUCUGGAAAUGGAACGACCAGCUACUCGGAAAACAUUGGAGCCAUCGGCGUCACCAAAGUGGGAAGUCGGAGAGUGAUUCAAGCGGCCGCAUUAAUGAUGAUGGUCUUUGGUGUCUUGUCGAAAUUUGGAGCCCUUUUUAUUACCAUCCCAGAGCCAAUCAUCGGUGGCAUAUUCUGCGUCCUGUUUGGAAUGAUUGCAGCCACUGGUUUGGCCAAUUUACAAUUUAUCGACCUCAACUCGUCAAGAAAUUUGCUCGUUCUCGGCUUCUCCAUCUUUUUCUCUCUGGUCCUAUCUCAAUGGAUGAAAGCCAAUCCUGGUGCCAUCAACAGUGGGUCACAAAUCUUUGAUCAGAUUGUUACAGUUUUGAUGAGCACCAGCAUGUUCACAGCAGGUGUUCUGGGUUUCUUUUUAGACAACACCAUUCCAGGAACUGACGAAGAAAGAGGACUGACUAAGUGGCUGGCCCAUCCUGAUCCUAAUACAAAAAGCAGCAAUGAAGAAUCUGCACAUGAACGGGAGUUGCCUCAGUGCACUUAUGACAUCCCUCUCAUCACUCCUUGGUUGAAAAGACAAGAAUGGGCAGCUUACUUGCCUUUCCUGCCAUCCUAUCGACCAGAAGUUUGGAGUGGGAAGACAAAGAGCUGGUGGAGAAGGGAGAACAAGUGCGAAGAUAAGCCAAAUGGUAAAACGGCUGCAAUUCAGAUGUCCUCUGUGGAGUGAUGACUGGCU